AUGAAGCCUUACAACACCUACGCAGUUACAUCUGCAGAUUUCUCAUCCGUGUAUACAAUACGAGGUGCCAGCGGCUUCACCGGGGGUUCUGGGCGAGCGCAGAAGCAACGCCUGGACGGUUGGAGGGGUUUAAGGCAGAAAACGAAGAGAUGGAAAGAGGUUCUCUCAGGGCAUCUCCUAUGUAUCACAAUGAUGACGCUGUGCGCGCUGGCGGCGCUAGUGUCGGCGCAGGUGACAUUCAGCCGCGACUGGUCCGGAGGCAAGAGAUCCCCACCCGCGGUGUUCGACUGUGAACAGUUCGCUAGAUACUGCCGACACUUGCUGCACGAGUUAAAACAAGAGAUAACCGAGAACAAGUUAACCAAGCGCAACCACUUGGAACCCGAGGAGUUCCAGGUGAACUUCGACGUCGAUAAAUAGUCAGCCUGCUUUAUAUUCUCUAUGUAACGUACGCACAGUGCACUAUAUAUGAAUAACUAAUUAUAAUUAUUCAUAUAACAUUAUAUUAUGCUGCUUUAAAAAUGUGUAUUUUUUUAAUAACCUCAAGACGGCGAAUCUAUAGGUACGUAAUACGUAAUAGCAAUAAAAGAAAUGAAAAAGACCCGAUUCCAUAAAAUAUAAAAACUGAAAAAACAUAUUCUAAUCUUAAGUGUAGAAAACAGUCGGGACCAUAAUUAUUAGAUAGAAUUCUUUUAACAAUAGAAAGUCACGUUAUU
This is a messenger RNA of Bicyclus anynana (squinting bush brown), 716 nucleotides long. RefSeq lists its product as uncharacterized. Lineage: Eukaryota; Metazoa; Arthropoda; Insecta; Lepidoptera; Nymphalidae. Gene Ontology annotation, molecular function: hormone activity. The coding region runs from base 1 to 420 and encodes 139 amino acids. The record is from RefSeq and is a predicted model, not a curated record. The transcript is spliced from 4 exons. Gene Ontology annotation, cellular component: extracellular region.